UCCCCAUUCUUUUCCCCUCUUUCCGCUCCCAGCAGGACACGACCAAGCCCACCAUGGCAGCCCGCCGCUAUUCUGGCUUGGCCAGGCGGGUGCUCACCAUCACCUUCGCCCUGCUCAUCCUGGGCCUCAUAACCUGGGCCUACGCUGCUGGCGUGCCCUUGGCAUCCGAUCGCUAUGGCCUGCUGGCCUUCGGCCUCUACGGGGCCUUCCUCUCUGCGCACCUGGUGGCGCAGAGCGUCUUUGCCUACCUGGAGCACCGGCGGGUGGCGGCAGCGGCGCGGCGGGCGGCCGCGCGGGGACCCUUAGACGCGGCCCAGGCGCGCAGCGUGGCGCUGACCAUCUCGGCGUACCAGGAGGAUCCCGCGUACCUGCGCCAGUGCCUGGUGUCCGCGCGCGCCCUGCAGUACCCGCGCGCGCGGCUGCGCGUCCUCAUGGUGGUGGACGGCAAUCAUGCCGAGGACCUCUACAUGGUCAACAUGUUCCGCGAGGUCUUCGCCGACGAGGAUCCCGCCACCUAUGUGUGGGACGGCAACUACCACCAACCCUGGGAGCCGGCGGCAGCGGGUGCGCCGGGAGCCUACCGCGAGGUGGAAGCCGAGGACCCUGGGCGACUGGCGGUGGAGGCGCUGGUGAGGACGCGCAGGUGCGUGUGCGUGGCCCAGCGCUGGGGCGGCAAGCGCGAGGUCAUGUACACGGCCUUCAAAGCUCUGGGAGACUCGGUGGACUACGUGCAGGUCUGUGACUCGGACACAAGGCUGGACCCUAUGGCACUGCUGGAACUGGUGCGAGUGCUGGAUGAGGACCCCCGUGUAGGGGCUGUUGGAGGGGAUGUGCGGAUUCUUAACCCUCUGGACUCCUGGGUCAGCUUCCUAAGCAGCCUGCGGUACUGGGUGGCCUUCAAUGUGGAGCGGGCUUGUCAGAGCUACUUCCACUGUGUGUCCUGCAUCAGUGGCCCUCUAGGCCUGUACAGGAACAACCUCCUGCAGCAGUUCCUCGAGGCCUGGUAUAACCAGAAGUUCCUGGGCACCCACUGCACCUUUGGAGAUGAUCGGCACCUCACCAACAGAAUGCUCAGCAUGGGCUACGCCACCAAGUACACCUCCCGCUCCCGCUGCUACUCAGAGACACCCUCGUCCUUCCUGCGCUGGCUCAGUCAGCAGACGCGCUGGUCCAAGUCCUACUUCCGCGAGUGGCUGUACAACGCACUGUGGUGGCACCGGCAUCAUGCGUGGAUGACCUACGAGGCGGUGGUCUCAGGCCUCUUCCCCUUCUUCGUGGCAGCCACGGUGCUGCGGCUUUUCUACGCCGGCCGCCCGUGGGCUCUGCUGUGGGUGCUGCUGUGCGUGCAGGGCGUGGCACUGGCCAAGGCGGCCUUCGCGGCCUGGCUGCGGGGCUGCCUGCGCAUGGUGCUGCUCUCGCUCUAUGCGCCCCUCUACAUGUGCGGCCUCCUGCCGGCCAAGUUCCUGGCGCUGGCCACCAUGAACCAGAGUGGCUGGGGCACCUCAGGCCGCCGCAAGCUGGCCGCCAACUACGUCCCUGUGCUGCCACUGGCCCUGUGGGCUUUGCUGCUGCUUGGGGGCCUGGUGCGCAGUGUGGUCCAAGAGGCCACGGCUGACUGGAGUGGCCCAUCCCGGGCUGCGGAGGCCUACCAUCUGGCCGCCGGGGCCAGCGCCUACGUGGGGUACUGGGUGGUCAUGUUGACACUGUACUGGGUGGGCGUGCGGAGGCUUUGCCGGCGGCGGGCAGGGGGCUACCGUGUCCAGGUGUAAAUCCGAGCAAGGGUCUUAAGGGGAGGCAGGAGGAGACCUGCGGGGCUGAGGGGGACAUGGACUUGCUGGGCUUUAGUUUCCCACCUCUGUGAAAUGA
Molecule: messenger RNA, 1866 nt
Organism: Trichechus manatus latirostris (Florida manatee)
Lineage: Eukaryota; Metazoa; Chordata; Mammalia; Sirenia; Trichechidae
Gene: HAS1
Product: hyaluronan synthase 1
Exons: 4
Coding region: 54-1769 (571 amino acids)
Biological process (GO): hyaluronan biosynthetic process; extracellular matrix assembly
Cellular component (GO): plasma membrane
Molecular function (GO): hyaluronan synthase activity
Source: RefSeq, a predicted model, not a curated record